UUCCACUAAAGGAAUCAAAAGUUUCAUAAGUCUUCUCGUUCCCUAGGGCUUUCUUCUACAGAUCAAAACAUUCGUAUCAAUCAAUCUCUAGAGAUAACACACAUUCUCCAUUACCUUUCUUCUUCACUCCUCAUGGCAUCAAACCCCACCGACAACUCUCAGCAAAGACCCCGCCACAGAAACGGACCUCCUCCGCCGCGCCGACAGGGAAGAAACCCGCCGCCGCCGCAGCCUCGGUAUCAGCCCCAACAGCACCAGUCGACGACGACGACGGCGACGGCUCAUACUCCUCAGGAGAAGAAGAAACCAGUCUUCGUCAAAGUCGAUCAGCUCAAACCAGGCACGAGCGGACACACCCUGACCGUCAAAGUCGUCAGCCAAACCUCCGUUCCUCAGAAACCAAACGCCGCUUCUUCUUCUUCUCACCUCCGACCUAAUCGAAUCUCCGAGUGCCUCAUCGGAGACGAAACCGCUUCCAUCCUCUUCACCGCUCGCAACGAUCAAGUUGAAUUGAUGAAGCCAGGAGCUACUGUGAAUCUCCGGAACGCGAAGAUCGAUAUGUUCAAGGGGUCGAUGAGGCUUGCUGUUGACAAAUGGGGUCGUAUUGAGGUUACGGAGCCUGUUGAAAUGGUUGUUAAAGAGGAUAACAAUCUGUCUCUUGUGGAGUAUGAGCUCGUCAAUGUUGAGGAAUGAUCUCUCUGUGUCUGUCUGAUGGGGGUAUGUAUGUAUCAAAGCGCCACAAUGGGUUUUGUUUUGUGGUUAUGUAUGGGGGGAGGAAUGAAGAAAAGGUGGGGAGAUUAUGUUUUAUCUUAUGACAGUUGCAAGUUUGCUAUGUUGAUCUUGGGUUUUGGAUGCUUUUGUAACCUCUUUAUCUGUUUUUGUAUGGUUAUUGAACAGAGAGGUUAAUGAAAAACUUGGUAA
Messenger RNA from Brassica napus (rape), 921 nucleotides. RefSeq lists its product as uncharacterized. The coding region runs from base 133 to 693 and encodes 186 amino acids. Lineage: Eukaryota; Viridiplantae; Streptophyta; Magnoliopsida; Brassicales; Brassicaceae. The transcript has 2 exons. The record is from RefSeq and is a predicted model, not a curated record.